CCUAGCCAGCAAAAAAAAAAGCUUUUUAAAUUACCACCUUAAAACCCGUAAUCUUCAGCAAAUCCGUGAAAAUGGCUUCUGUCCGCACCAUGAACGACUAUCACAAGAGAAUCGAGGCGGCCGACGACAAGCUGAUUGUCCUCGACUUCUACGCCCAGUGGUGCGGACCCUGCAAGGAUAUGGAGAGCACGGUGAAAUCGCUGGCCAGGAAGUACUCAUCCAAGGCCGUCGUCCUCAAGAUCGAUGUGGACAAGUUCGAGGAGCUGACGGAGCGCUACAAGGUGCGCAGCAUGCCGACCUUCGUCUUCCUCAAGAACAAUCGUCGCGUGGCCGCAUUUUCCGGCGCGGAUGAGCACAAGCUGACCAACAUGAUGGCCAAGCUGGUAAAGGCCUAGAAAAA
Molecule: messenger RNA, 400 nt
Organism: Drosophila takahashii
Lineage: Eukaryota; Metazoa; Arthropoda; Insecta; Diptera; Drosophilidae
Gene: dhd
Product: deadhead
Cellular component (GO): cytosol
Molecular function (GO): protein-disulfide reductase activity
Source: RefSeq, a predicted model, not a curated record